This is a messenger RNA of Plasmodium vivax (malaria parasite P. vivax), 3643 nucleotides long. RefSeq lists its product as hypothetical. Bases 62 to 3643 code for a protein of 1193 amino acids. Gene Ontology annotation, molecular function: RNA binding. The record is from RefSeq and is a predicted model, not a curated record. The transcript has 2 exons. Lineage: Eukaryota; Apicomplexa; Aconoidasida; Haemosporida; Plasmodiidae. Gene Ontology annotation, cellular component: mitochondrial matrix; ribonucleoprotein granule. Gene Ontology annotation, biological process: regulation of mitochondrial mRNA stability; mitochondrial RNA processing.
GGAACAGGCCUGAUGAAGAAAAUAAAGCAAGAACAUUCGACGUAAAAACUACCCAAGGCACAUGCUGCGAUGUACACAAUUGAAAGGAUGUAGAAAAUCGAAAGGAUUGAUGUUAACACUACUCACCAUUAUUUGUUUUUUUGUGAAACUGUACCUUUUUAAGAAAACAAAUCCCCGAAACAGCAGUCAUUAUUACCUUGCUCUGUUCAGGCGAAAUGGGAACCUUCCACUUUUACACCAAAAUUGUGGAAAGCCCUUCACCAAAAGGUACAAUUUUGGAAGAGGCACACACAGAUGUGAUGACAGUGGAAGUGUCCACCAGAGAAAGAGAAGGAAGACCAUCCUCUUUGUUACUCGGUUUAGCCUAACCGGUGGUGCGAAAGAUGGAAAACGGGGGAGAAGCGUCACUAGGGGACUCCCACGCCGCACCUGUUUGAGGCUGACCAGUGGGGAGGACCAGUAUAAUUCAUUUGGAGGGGCGGCCCAUGAGGUGAACAUAAACGGGGGAGGCGGCAAUGGGGAAAGCGCCAACGGAGGAAGCGCCAACGGAGGAAGCGCCAACGGGGAAAACCCCAAUGCGAAGGGGGACCCCCCCCAAAUCAGUGGCAACAGGAAAAAAAAAAAAACAAACUUCAAAUUCACAUCGUGGAACAACACCAACGAAAUGAACAGCUUCGACCUCGAGAAGUACAGCAAGCACAACGAGCCAGUGAGCGGUGAAGACUUCUCCCCAGUGUUUCAGUCCGCCUACUACUCCGCCAAGAGGACUUCCGAAAAACCUAGUGCCAAUCACUCCAAUAUAAUAAUUAAUCAGGAGAUAGUCAAUGCCCUGUCCGUCGAGGAGCUCUUCGACGUCCUUAACAAGCACAGCGAAAGCGCCAAAACGGACGCGGAAAAAAGAAAAGUUUUUAAUGAGGUUAACAUCGUGACGGCUUAUCACCGUAUAGCCAAACAUGUGAAGAAUAAAAAUUACCGCUGGAGGGGAGAAGGCAGGGGGAGACAGGGGGGGGCCGCCAGCAGCGACUUCGACCCGGUGACCUUCAGCCUCUUCGAGACGUAUUCCCCGGCGGGGGGGUGGCACCAAAGUGGGGGGCGGCCAAGUGGGGAGCGGUCAACUGAGGAGUGGCCAUCUGAGGCGCAGCCAACUGGGGAGCUACCAUCUGAGGAGCAGCCAACUGGGGAACUUCCAACUGGGGAGCUUCCAACUGAGCAGACACAGCGCGAGGAGGACCGCCCCCCCUGCAACAACCACGCGAAUCUGCUCACCAGACGCACCUACAGCAGCAUCUACGCCCUGAUGAAGCAAACCCUGCUGACCAACGCGCCCGUAAUAACAAAGCACGUGGCGAACAUCGCAUGGGCUUCAGCCAUCCUGUCCAACCGAGAAGUGGACUUAUGGCAAAAUAUAAAAAAAAGAUUUUUCCAAAAUGCCAACAAUUUCAAGGCACAAGAAAUUUCAAUUAUCCUUUGGUCCUUCAGUGCAAUCAAGUGCGAACUGAUCACCACGCAGGAGGAGUUCAUCUCAGUGAACAGCUGCUUGGUGAAGUACCUAAAGGAACACAAAUUUAAGGCCCAAGAAUUUAGCAACGUCAUCUGGGCUAUUGCCACCUCUGGCUGCUGUAACUACGACCUGUUAGUAAGUCUCUAUAAUUAUGCGUUGGACAUUUUCGAUUCGCUGCUACUGAAGGAUGUGGCCACCAUUUUGUAUAGCCUCUCCAUUUUUGCAGCCGACUCGUCUAAUAAAGACAUUCUGCAUGUCGUUAGGGAGAACCACCUGAGGAAAUUUGGCCUGGAGGAAGACUACCUAACGAUUAGCAAACUUAACACGGGUCCCACAAAUGGGUUGCACAAUCCGUUCGGCAAAAAAUUCAGCCAUUUUGAACGAACCAGUGGGGACCCACUUUCGGACGGCACCCCUAGCAGUUUAGUCACGAAGAAGAACACAACUAGCGAUAAAAAGUACGCCGCCUUUCUCCUGUUUGAAAAUUUUUUGGUAUACUCCCUGGAGAGGAUUGCCAAGGAGAAGGACAAAAUGACCAUGCGCACGUGGUCCAGCAUUUUUUGGCCCUGCGCGAAUGUCGGCUUGGGUCUCUACAGGGAUGUGCCCGCGCAGCACAGGUUGCGCUACUAUGGGGGCGGAGGUGAGGGGAGUGCCCUUCAUGGAGGUUGUGCCGAUCGGGGGAGCGGGGAGGCGAACGCGGCCCUUCGGGCGGAUGCCCCCGAGGAAGCCGCUCCUCCCCCCAACUGCAAGCCGUAUGUCCACAUCAUCGACGGGGAGUACGUCUUCCCCCUGAUGGGGGAGGAGAAGCCGCACCAGAAGGGAUGUGCCCAGUUGAACCAGAGAGAAAUGGCUGACCUUGGGAUAGGCGUCCCUCUAGAUAUAUACAACAGGAAGGAGAACAAAGCGGGGCAUUCCUCCUCACAGAAGACUCACGUGAAGGCAUGGGAUGGCAACCACGUCGAGGCGGCCAACGGCCAAGCAGUGGGGAGAAGCGACACUGUGCAGGUGAACGGAUUGGAGGAAACGCACAAUGGGAAGCAGUCUAUCGAUGCGAAUGGCAGUCUCCCUAGGGGGGACCCAAACGAGGAAAAACACGCUAACUCACCAAUCAGCGAAAUGAACAAACCUGUUUGGAACGCCCCCCUCGGAGGUAGCACACCGACCAGUGUAGGGAAGAAGAGCCCAGAAGAGGAACCACCCCAACGGAGAAGUAACCCCAAGGGGGGGAAAAUAGACGAGGAGAAAUAUGCCAGAUUUAUGAAUCACCUAAGUGACAAAGCAGAAGAUGAAAGUUUAUAUAACGACACAAACGGGAGCAUGACGAUGGUAAAAUUGCUAAACCUGUUCCACUCCCAUUUGAAAGAAAAAGUUAUAAAGUGGACCAAAUGUGAAGUGCAGUCCAUCGCCAACAUCCUGUGGAGUCUUUCCAUCCUGAAUCUCUUCCCCAGCAGCAUUUUUGAAAAUGCCCUGCACGAAUGUAAUAAGAGGUUUAUAAAAUAUGGGAAAAAAAAAAAUUCUAGCAAAUUGCAAUUUUUCAUCUCCCAGAUCCAUCAGUCGCAGCUGUACCAGGCCGCGUUUGCUUACUGCUUGUUUAUAAUGAGGAAAAACUCAAAGGAGGGGGGUGCACAAAUGGGGAGAAGAUAUGAACAGGCGGUGAAUCCAAAUGACCGUAUAGACAAUAAUGCCUCGCUGAAGAGACAGAUACAAGCUACAUUUGACAAACACUUUAAAGUCUCCCUGAACACGUUAAAUAUAUGGAAAAAACAGCUAGCUAGAAAUCAGCGAAGAGAAGAAAAAAACCAAAUCUCUUCAUCUGUGCAUAAGAAAAUUUCGAACGAUUUGAGGCACCUUAGCAUUUUCCACCACAACGAGUACUUCAUUUUGGACUCCCUGCUCGUGGAUGUGUACGUGCCCCGCUCGAGGGUCGUCAUCGAAAUAGACGGACCCAGCCAUUUCCUCCAAAAGGGGAGACUCAUUCUGUACAACCCCAAUUCGCUGUUCAAGAAGAGGCUGCUCAGGGCGCUUGGCUUCUCCGUCAUUUCCAUUUCGAUUAGCGACCACACGUUCAUGUUCAGCGCCUUGAAUACGCUCAGCUUUGUGAAGCAGUUCCUGAGCAACGUGAACUUUGGCAGAGACGGCUAG